GGCUCCUGUGAGGAGGCGGCGGCCGAGGCACUCCCUCGGCCCGGGAAAGCGGAGCGGCGGGGACACCCGGAAUGGCCCAGGUGGGUGCUGAGCCCACAGACUCCCGCGUCGAAGAAGGUUGAAAGAAGAAAAGGAGACCUGCUUGUCCAAUGAAGAUGCAUUCUACUUAGUCUUCAGCUAUUUAAGCUGAAUGCAUUGUGAUUUCCAAUAAUUGAGACAGUGAUUCUGAAAGCUGUCUACAUUAAUGAAAAGAACAAUGUAGUCAGCUUAACUGAAUCAUCAGUGUUGCAUAUUGAAUAGAACAUGAUAAACCUACCUUGAUGGACUUGUGCAUGUUAGGAAUAUAGAUUAUAUACAUUUAUUUAAAGCCUUGUUUUUUAAAACAGUAGUUUUACAGUUUAAAUAUGGAGAAAACUGAAAAUGCACCUCCCCUCCCCAAAGAACCUGCAAGAGAAAUGAAUGUGGAGAACCAGACUUGUCCCCCACCUCUGCCGCCUAAUGAACAGCCUCCACCACCUCCCCUGCAAACGUCCAGUGACGCAGAGGUAAUGGACGUUGGCUCUGGUGGUGAUGGACAGUCAGAUACCCCAGCUGGGGACGCGCACACUGUCUGCAGAACACAGCUUCUGACAAAUGGAUCUACUUGCUACAAAACUCGUCUUAUAAUAGACCCUAACAAUAGUGACCAAAGCCCAAGAACUGCUCGUCAUGCACCUUCAGUUCGAAAGUUCACCCCUGAUCUUAAGUUACUUAAAGAUGUAAAAAUUAGUGUUAGCUUUACAGAAAGCUGCAAAAGCAAAGACAGAAAAGUUCUGUACACUGGAGCUGAGCAAGAUUAUAAGCCAGAUACAGAUUUUAGUAUUAAUAAUGUCAAUGGGGAUUUGUAUGUUUGUCCUUUUGGUGGUAGUAAUGGUAAAGCUGUAGGUGUAGGGGGUGAAAAUGAUGACAAGAAGGAUGAUGAAAAUGAUAUUGAUCAGGAAAAGAGAGUGGAAUAUGCAGUUCUGGAUGAGUUAGAAGAUUUUACUGACAAUUUGAUGGAAAUUGAUGAAGGAGGAGGGUUCACAUCUAAAGCAAUCGUUCAAAGAGAUAAAGCGGAUGAAGAAACCUUGAAUUACUCUUAUGAGGAUGAUUUUGAUAAUGAUGUGGAUGCUCUGCUGGAAGAGGGCCUUCGAGCUCCCAAAAAGAGGAGAAUAGAUGAGAAAUAUGGAGGUGAGAGUGACCACCCAUCUGAUGGAGAGACAAGCGUGCAGCCAAUGAUGACCAAAAUAAAAACUGUACUUAAAAGUCGUGGCCGUCCUCCUACGGAACCAUUGCCUGAUGGAUGGAUCAUGACAUUCCAUAACUCAGGCAUUCCUGUAUAUCUGCACAGAGAAUCCAGAGUUGUUACCUGGUCCAGACCUUAUUUCUUGGGAACAGGAAGCAUAAGGAAACAUGAUCCUCCCUUGAGUAGCAUUCCCUGUCUGCAUUACAAGAAAAUGAAGGACAAUGAGGAAAGGGAACAAAACAAUGACAUAACCCCAAAUGGGGAAGUAUCGCCUAUAAAGCACAUAGACAAGUCUUCGGAAUUGGACUGCCAAACAGAGGAGCCGGACUCCACUGCUGCUGAUUCUGGGCCUUUAGAUGAGAGAGAGCCUUCAGGGGGUGAUGCAGCACCAGGAGCCUUAGGACAAGUUAAGGCCAAAGUUGAAGUGUGUAAAGAUGAAUCUGUAGACCUUGAGGAUUUUAGACACUACCUUGAAAAACGUUUUGAUUUUGAACAAGUUACCGUAAAAAAAUUCAGAACCUGGGCUGAGAGACGACAGUUCAACCGUGAAAUGAAGCGGAAGCAGGCGGAGUCUGAGCGGCCUAUUCUGCCAGCCAAUCAGAAACUCAUUACCUUGUCUGUGCAAGAUGCACCUACAAAGAAAGAGUUUGUUAUUAAUCCCAAUGGGAAGUCUGAAGUUUGCAUACUGCAUGAAUAUAUGCAGCGAGUCCUAAAGGUCCGCCCUGUUUACAAUUUCUUUGAAUGUGAGAACCCAAGUGAGCCUUUUGGAGCCUCAGUGAUUAUUGAUGGAGUGACUUAUGGGGCAGGAACUGCAAGCAGCAAAAAACUCGCCAAGAAUAAAGCUGCGCGAGCUACACUGGAAAUCCUCAUUCCUGACUUUGUUAAACAGACCUCUGAGGAAAAGCCCAAAGACAGUGAAGAACUUGAGUAUUUUAACCAUAUCAGUAUUGAGGACUCACGGGUAUAUGAACUGACCAGUAAAGCUGGACUGUUGUCUCCAUAUCAGAUUCUCCAUGAGUGCCUUAAAAGAAACCAUGGAAUGGGUGACACAUCUAUCAAGUUUGAAGUGAUUCCUGGUAAAAAUCAGAAGAGUGAAUAUGUCAUGACUUGUGGCAAGCACACAGUGCGAGGCUGGUGUAAGAACAAGAGAGUUGGGAAACAACUAGCUUCUCAGAAAAUCCUACAGCUCCUGCACCCGCAUGUGAAAAACUGGGGCUCUUUAUUGCGUAUGUAUGGUAGAGAGAAUAGCAAGAUGGUCAAACAGGAAACCUCUGAUAAAAGUGUGAUAGAACUUCAGCAGUAUGCCAAAAAGAACAAGCCAAAUCUACACAUCCUGAACAAGUUACAGGAAGAAAUGAAAAAGUUGGCACAAGAAAGGGAGGAAACUCGAAAGAAACCCAAGAUGACAAUAGUAGAAUCAGCUCAGCCUGGUAGUGAACCUCUGUGUACUGUUGAUGUGUGACCAGAAAACUUACAAGUGGGGAGCAAUAAAAAAUGGAGAAACUACUUUCAACAAUUAUUUAAGAAUCUGUUUGCUGCAGAAUGCGAGAUAACUUUACA
Emys orbicularis (European pond turtle) is the source of this 2824-nucleotide messenger RNA. It is a transcript of the gene DGCR8, whose product is annotated as DGCR8 microprocessor complex subunit. The coding region runs from base 405 to 2726 and encodes 773 amino acids. Gene Ontology annotation, molecular function: primary miRNA binding; double-stranded RNA binding; heme binding. Lineage: Eukaryota; Metazoa; Chordata; Testudines; Emydidae. The record is from RefSeq and is a predicted model, not a curated record. The transcript is spliced from 14 exons. Gene Ontology annotation, cellular component: microprocessor complex. Gene Ontology annotation, biological process: primary miRNA processing.